AAACGAUAAAAAAACAGUGGAAUUUUGAGUAUUUGACAACUUUGACGUUUGUUAUGUUAUGUCUGAUAGGAAAUUCUUGACCAAUUUUUGCAUAACAAAAUAUAAUGUUUAUAAAUUAUUUAACGCUUGAACGGUAGUAGAAUAAGCAAACAUGGAUUCCGAGAUAAUGGUGGAGAUGUUACCGCUACUGGGCGUGUGCAGUUUAUGUCUUAAUGACGGCGCAGUAAAAAGUAUGUUGACCGGACACAAACAUAAUGACACCAUGGAAAUAUAUUCUGAUAUGUUAUUAAAAUGCUUCUCCAUAGACAUUACGGCAGUGGAACUGGGCGACACUAAAAGAUUAAUAUGCAUGACCUGCAUAUCGAGAUUGCGAGACUGCGUCGCUUUCAGGGUUCAAGUUGAAGCCUCCUUAUACACUCUGGAGGAUACAUUUAAGUUAGAGAAUGUAGAAUCACACGGCGCUUUAGAUGACCUCAAGACUGAGGCGCUCGGCGAUGUGGUGGCCAAUGAGAUAGCGGACUACGCGAACGACACGCCCGACGCUGAUGAAGAUGAUGACGACGAAACCGCUCUAAAGUAUCUAAUAAAGAAGGAAUGCCACGAGGAUUUCUCAGCGAAUACGAGGCGACGGAGAAAGAAAUACAUAAAGAUCAGCCUGAAACAAACCGAGGACUUGGCGGACACUGACCUGAUGCUCCAGAGCGGGCUGUUCCCGUUCAAAAUCAAGACAAACAGAACCUUCAGCUGCGCCGUCUGCCCAGAGAAAUCUAGCAGCCUGGACGAGAUAAAGGAGCACGUCACCCAGCACGACCGCUCAAACAUCCACGUCGCUUUCAAGAAGAUGAUCUUCUCGAAGUCGCAGCGGUUCUACAAGUCCGGCGCGCGCAUGUGCUGCAAGACCUGCUCGGCGCACGUGUCCGACUACGAGGAACUCUCGCGGCACGUGCAGACCUGCUCCAUGUCCAAAUACAACCGCUCUUGCAACAACCUACCCUUCAAACUCGAGAAAGACCAGCUGGACUGUCCGAUAUGCAAGAAGAACUUCCUCAACUACGUCAGCCUGAACACCCACAUGAACGAGCACUACCCGGACUUUAUAUGCGAGAAUUGCGGGAAAGCUUUCGCGUCGAAAGCUCGGCUUAGGGGCCACAUGCGGACGCACGAGGUCGGCACGUUCCCCUGCAAGUACUGCAGCGCGACUUUUGAUAGGAUCACGAAACGCGAGAAUCACGUGUCGAAAGAGCAUAAGGCCGGCGUCCGCUACGCCUGCAAGCGCUGCAACAUCUCUCUGACCUCGUUCUACGCGAGACAAAAGCACCUCGCUGAAGUCCACAACGAGGAGCUUAAGAGAUAUAAGUGCAAAAGCUGUCCUCAAAGCUACAUCACCCCGGGUCACCUGUCGAGUCACGUACGCCGCGAUCAUCUUAACGAGAGGAAUCAUAAGUGCGAAAAGUGUGACCAGGCCUUUUACACGCGUAACGCGUUAAAGAUGCACAUGAUAAAACACGACGGGGAGAGGAUACACGCGUGCCCGGUCUGCAGUAAGUCGUACCAGCGGAAGAAAACGCUUCGGGAGCACAUGAGGAUACACAAUAACGACAAGAGGUUCACUUGCCCGGUGUGCGGGAGGGCUUUCACGCAGAAAUGCACUCUGAAGGGACACUUGAAAGUGCACGAGCGGAAAGUGGAUAUAGACGAACGGAUAAUGCAACCGUUGCAUUCGAUUUGAGCGGAGCCGGCGCGUGGGAUCAAGGGCAGCGGUUGAGUCGCGAGGGGUUCUAAGCGGAUGUUGGUAAUGAAGUUUUUGGUGGCGUCCGAACCGGUAAACCCUUCCAUGAUGCAGGGUCCUGGGCUAGUCGAAGGUCAAGUGUCAGGAUGCCGGGCGGCGUCACACGCACCGAACUAACGAAGUAUUAAUUUGUACUUAACUCGUAGAGUUUUCGUUACGAACUAUAAGUUGAAAAUUGUGUGUCGCAUUUGAAGGCGGGAGGGAAUUCGUCAGAGCCAUAAGGUCGGAUCGAGGUUUUGAGUAAAUCGAUUGAUUGUUUUUUUUAAUACAUUAUAUGUUUACUUUGUUUUGGUUUUGAUAUAAUUGAUGGUUUAAAACUUGUGUACUUGUACUGUUUAUGUUGAAAAGUAAAAAAACAAAACAUUUCAA
This is a messenger RNA of Bombyx mori (domestic silkworm), 2158 nucleotides long. Its product is annotated as zinc finger protein 1 homolog. Gene Ontology annotation, molecular function: zinc ion binding. The record is from RefSeq and is a predicted model, not a curated record. The transcript is spliced from 4 exons. Bases 152 to 1729 code for a protein of 525 amino acids. Lineage: Eukaryota; Metazoa; Arthropoda; Insecta; Lepidoptera; Bombycidae. Gene Ontology annotation, cellular component: nucleus.